CAUACUACAAUGUCGUCCACCUACUUGAUCAUCGGAGCUUCCCGCGGUAUUGGUUACACUUUCGCAAAACAAUUGAGUGCUGAAAAGUCCAACUUGGUUAUCGCUACUGCUAGAAGCGAAAAGUCUGCAAAAGAAUUAGAAUCUUUAGGACCAAAUGUUAAAACCUUGUUGAUCGAUAUGCAAGAUCCAUAUACCAAAUUUGAGACGGCCUUCAAGGUUCUCGAAACCUUGGCUCCAAAUGGUGUUGAUGUGUUUAUUCACAACGCUGGUAUCGCCGAUGAUACUAGCGUGCAGCCUUCAUCCGUAUACAACGUAGACGCUUAUACACAAAUUCUUGAUGUCAAUGUUGGAGGUCCUGCUAAGGCUUACAAAGCGGCCUAUCCAUACAUUUUCAAAGGAAAGGGUACUAAGAAAAUUGCUUUCGUCUCCUCCAGCAUGGGACAAAUUGGAUUUCUGCCUGAUUUUAAUGCCUACGGUGCUUCCAAGGCUGCACUCAACCAUUUGGGGGUCCAAAUUGCUAAGGAAAAUGCUGGUUCCGACGACGAAUUGGUAAAGGGUUCAGUGACGGUUUUAUUAUGUCCGGGACUUGUUGCAACCGACAUGACCAAGAACAUCCCAGGAGGUAUGCCAGUAGACGAUUCAGUGGCUGCAAGUUUGGCUACCAUCAACAAGGUUACUGCUGCCGAAUCCGGUAAGUUUUACGCCCACACUGGUGAGCAACAGCCGUACACCUUAGUUUAAUGGGAAACCUGAACUCAGUGUUUAUAUACUCCUGUGUAGGUGUGGGUCUGUUUCCAUAUUUAUUUCUUACAUAUACAUAUUAUGCUUCUGAAUCGAGAAUCUUUACUCCUAAAUUGGUAAACUUUUUCAUUAACUGCAUGAGAAUAUAGUUUUGUGUAGGUGUAUGUGCAAGUAUACAGUAAUAUACCAAAGACGAUGUCGUGUGUCCUUACCAUUAGCUCACUUCAUCGCGAUGCCC
Molecule: messenger RNA, 979 nt
Organism: Yamadazyma tenuis ATCC 10573
Lineage: Eukaryota; Fungi; Ascomycota; Pichiomycetes; Serinales; Debaryomycetaceae
Molecular function (GO): oxidoreductase activity, acting on the CH-OH group of donors, NAD or NADP as acceptor
Source: RefSeq, a predicted model, not a curated record